AUAUAGUAAACACUAAACAAUAAAGGUAGGUGGCAACUAAAUAUUUAUAUAUAUAUAUAACAAGUUCAGAAGAAACAUAUAUGUAUAUUAUCUCCUUCAAUUCCUUCUUCAAUAUUAUUGUGUGAUUCAAGAAAGCAGAGGAGGGAAAUUCUAAGAAGCAAGAAUGGAUUGUUGUGUGUGCACAACUAUGCCAUUGAUAUUAAGGCCACCAAGGAAUACAAUAUGUGGUGCAUGUUAUGAAGGAGUUAGGAGCAUAAUCAACAUGAUGAAUAAUCUUGAAAGUGAGAAAGCAAAAGCAAUCACGAAUCCAAAUGGUUCUCCAGUUUCGCCGCGAAAUUCGAGUAAGUCACUUGAUGAUUGUAUAAGAUGGUGUUCAGAACAAAUAGACCAAUUUAAUCAACAAAAACAAGAUUUGGCUUUUCUUAGAGGCUUUGUUGAUGCCUUCAAAGAGCAGAUUCACACAGAUAUAUUGAUAACUCCAGGCAAUCAUGGUCCACCUAUACCUGCACAUAAAUCUGUUUUGGCUGCAAGAUCAGAAAUUUUUAAGAACAUGCUAGAAUGUGAUGAAUGUAAAGCUGCACCAACUUGUAACACAAUAACAAUACCUGAUUUGAACCAUGAAGAACUAGAAUCUCUUCUAGAGUUUCUCUAUGGUGGGACAUUACCUUUGGAAAAAUUGGAGAAACAUGUAUAUGCUUUAUCACAAGCAGCUGAUAAGUACAUUAUUCCACACUUGAUGAAAUAUUGUGAAAGAUACUUAUUCAAUUCACUUAGCACUUCUAAUGCAUUUGAGACAUUAGAGAUUGCUGAUACUUGUUCAAACAACAAUUUGAAGGAGACAACUUUUAAUUUCUUAGUUAAAAAUAUUGAGUAUAUGGUUUCUUCUCCUAAAUUUGAAGCUUUUGUGCAUAGGAGUCCACAUUUAACUGUGCAAUUAGUUACAAGAGCAUUUGUGAAUGGUUCUAAAUUAGUAUCAAAUUCUGUCUAAGUGUGAAAGAGUCUCAUAUGUUUUUGUUUUGAUUUUGAAUUUUGUUUUUUCAUUGUGUAUUUAUUGAAAUAUAUUCAUGUGAUUGUAAAGCAGAAAAAAUAAUACUACAUACGUCAUUCCUAUAAAAUUGGUCUCUGGUUUGUUAA
Molecule: messenger RNA, 1134 nt
Organism: Trifolium pratense (red clover)
Lineage: Eukaryota; Viridiplantae; Streptophyta; Magnoliopsida; Fabales; Fabaceae
Product: BTB/POZ domain-containing protein At3g56230
Exons: 3
Coding region: 164-988 (274 amino acids)
Molecular function (GO): protein binding
Source: RefSeq, a predicted model, not a curated record